This is a messenger RNA of Monopterus albus (swamp eel), 5471 nucleotides long. It is a transcript of the gene rbl2, whose product is annotated as retinoblastoma-like 2 (p130). The record is from RefSeq and is a predicted model, not a curated record. Gene Ontology annotation, biological process: cell differentiation; negative regulation of G1/S transition of mitotic cell cycle; regulation of transcription by RNA polymerase II. NCBI's taxonomy places the organism in Eukaryota, Metazoa, Chordata, Actinopteri, Synbranchiformes, Synbranchidae. Gene Ontology annotation, molecular function: RNA polymerase II transcription regulatory region sequence-specific DNA binding. Gene Ontology annotation, cellular component: nucleus; chromatin; transcription regulator complex.
ACAGCUACGUAUAAUCGUACCUGUCAGUCAAAGGACAUUUAAAUGGCCACACUGUACAGAGUCGUGUACAUUACACCGCCGUAAUAACACUAUUACGGUGAUAUUUUGGCAAGCAGCUACAUAAACACCGUCUAUUUUUCUUGUCUGGGCUGCUUUCUAUCCCCCGAACCGGGAUUUUGUUUGCUAAGUUUGUCCAGAAAGACAGAAAUGAGCGACGAGGACGACUUUUUGCAGAAAGCCCGAACCGGGUUUGAAGAUCUCUGUCGGGCGCUGAAUAUGGACGAAGAGGCGAGCAACGAAGCAUGGAAAACCUACGAAAACAUGAGCAGAAAUUUUACAUUAGAGGGCAGUGAGCUGCACUGGUUGGCCUGUGCUCUCUAUGUGGCCUGCAGGUCCUCUGUGCCCACAGUGGGUAAAGGCACCACCGAGGGCAACUACGUGUCUCUGACCAGAAUCCUACGCUGCUCACAAAUGAGCCUGAUUGAGUUUUUCAGUAAGAUGAGGAAGUGGCAGGACAUGGCCAACCUGCCGCAGGAUUUCCGUCAGAGCACCGAGAAGCUGGAGAGGAACUUCACUGUGUCGGCAGUCAUCUUUAAGAAGUACGUUCCCAUCUUUAAAGCCAUCUUCAGAGCCCCGUCAGAGGAGGCGCCCAGAGUCCACCGCAGCCGCAAACAAAGACGCCAUCCCUGCACUGUGACCGAGGUCUUCAACUUCUGCUGGGUCUUGUUUGUCCAUGCUAAAGGGAACUUCCCCAUGAUCAGUGAUGACCUGGUGAACUCGUAUCAUCUGCUGCUGUGCGCUCUCGACCUCGUCUUCACCAAUGCUCUACUGUGCAAUGCCAGGAAAGACCUGCUCAACCCAAACUUCAAAGGUCUGCCAGAGGACUUCAGCAGUAAAGACUUCAGACCGUCCCCAAGUCCACACUGCUUCAUAGAGCAGCUGUGUGAGCUGCAUUACGGGGUGGCGCUGGAGGCCAAAGGAGUCAAAGAGCACUUCUGGAAACCCUUCAUCAAGAAACUCUUCCACAAGAAGAUUCUCAGAGGAAAAGAAGACAGUCUGACCGGCUUUCUGGAUCCCAUGAACUUCGGAGACAGUUUCUCGUCUCUCAGUCGGGUGUAUGAGGAGCAUGUCCUGGCCUCUGGCAGUCUGGAUGAGAGGAUCUUCAUUGGAGAGGGGGCAAAUGAGGACAUCGGCACCCCACGGCCCUGCCUGUUUGAGGUGGUGGACAACCAGGACAUCGCCACCUACAGGCUUUACACCAACGUCACUGCAUCAGCCCUGAAGGUUUCCACUCCUCUGACAGGGAGGAAGUUCAUCCACGAAAACAGCCUGGCGUGUCCGGUGUCGUCUGCCAUGGAGAGUGUCGGACGUCUCCACACUCUGCUCUCAGGAACCAAACAGGGGCCGAGCACUAAACUAACAGAGACUCUCAGGACCUGUGCCAGAGACCCCAGUGAUGUCAUCAGUAAGCGCCUGAAGGACAUGUAUGAGCGCUUCUCUGAGCAUUAUGAGGGCAGCGGUGCAGAGAACAGGGGCAUGGGGAAAGCAGACAUGGCAGUGAAGUAUUUCCACCUGGCAGAGGCGCUGUACUACAGGAUCUUGGAGUCCAUCAUAGAGAGAGAAAAGAUGAUACUGGGAGAUGCUGACCUGUCUUGUAUUCUGGAGCAGGACAUCUUCCAUCGCUCCCUGCUGGCCUGCUGUUUGGAGAUUGUCAUCUUCUCCUACAGGCCUCCAGGAGAUUUCCCAAAUGUGAUCAACAUCUUCCAGCUCCCUGCCUAUCACUUCUACAAGGUGAUCGAGGUGCUGGUGCGGUCGGAGCAGGGUCUGUUUCGGGAGGUGGUGAAACACCUAAACCAGGUGGAAGAGCAGGUUCUGGACAGUCUGGCCUGGACCAGUGACUCCUGGCUGUGGGAGAGUCUCCACGGGGCCAAAGACCACGUCCCAACCUGCCAGGAGGUGAUGCCUCCUCAGCAUCUGGAGCCAAACGAUGAAGGCAGCACAGGCAGCGUCCCCCUCACACCCAUCAGCCACGGCCCCGACCUCAACACCAGCAGCACGCUCAAAGGUGUGUCCCCCUCCCCCACCACCCUGUUCAACCGUUACAGCUAAAAAGGCGCCCCGGCUCCCCGCCGUCUGUUUGUCGACCCAGCGGAUGGUGACCCCGGAGUAACCUCCACCAGUUCCACCAGUAGCCCCAGUGCAACACCUGCCAACGUGACCAAGAGCAGCCAAGCCAGCAUAGUCGCAGCCAUCCCAGCUGGGCAGACCGUGGUCACCAUGGCAACCGCCACAGUGACCGCGAACAACGGGCAGACAGUCACCAUACCUGUGCAGGGUAUAGCCAAUGAGAGCGGAGGAAUCACCUACCAAAAAAUCACAGGACAGGGUGCAGCCACACUGCAGCCGCUGUCCGCACAGGCUCUGACCGGCACGCUCACCGUCCAGGCAGCCGCCGCCAAACCAGUCGGCAAACCAGCCAGCAAACCAGUCAGCAGUCCACUGAGGAAAGGCUCUCUGUCGCUGUUCUUCAGGAAGGUGUAUCACCUGGCCAGCGUGCGUCUCAGAGACCUUUGUGCCAAACUGGACAUCUCGUCAGAGCUGAGGAGGAAGAUCUGGACGUGUUUUGAAUAUUCUCUGGUCCACUGUACUGAGCUGAUGAUGGACCGCCACCUGGACCAGCUCCUCAUGUGUGCUGUCUAUGUCAUGGCAAAGGUGACCAAAGAGGACAAGUCAUUCCAGAAUAUUAUGAAAUGUUACCGCACUCAGCCUCAGGCCAGCAGCCACGUCUACAGGAGUGUGUUGAUCUCAGGGCGGAGGAGGUGUCACUCUGGCAGCAACAGACGGAAGCCAUCUACUGACACCAGCCAGGACCCAGCAGGUGGAGACAUCAGUCCAGUGUCUGUUCGCUCCAGCAGCACCCUGCCAGCCCCCCAGCCUGGCAGUGCUCCCUCCACACCCACCAACACCUCCAACAAGGCCUCCUCCUCCUCCUCCUCCAGUGUGGGUGGUGAUGAAGAGGAGCGAGGAGAUCUGAUUCACUUCUACAACAACGUUUACAUCAAACAGAUGAGACACUUCGCUCUGAGAUACUCGCCAAGCUCAGCCUCUGCAGGGGUGGAGUCCCCCCCUCUGUGUCCAUACCCCACCCUGAGGACUGGGUCACCUCGGCGGAUGCUUCUGUCCAGCAAGCACACCAUUUACAUCUCACCUCACAAAUCAAGCUCCACCCCCACACCAACUACCCCCCGAGACAAGAUUUUUUACUACAUCUGCAGCAGCCCCCCCAACCGGCUCCAGGAGAUCAACAGUAUGAUCCGGACCGGAGAGACUCCCACUAGGAAGCGCAGCUUGCCUCUGGAGGAGGAAACAUCACCUAAGAGGGUUUGUCCUGACAACCACUCUGCCCUGCUGCGCCGCCUGCAGGACGUCGCCAACGACCGCAGCUCCUCCCACUGAAAGUACACACACAUCCUGGACCAUCAUGCACAUGUGAAGAGAUCAGACUUUUUAGAGGCUCUUUGGUGAUUUUAAGGUUCAUAUGCAGCAGUGUCACACAGCCGGGUCAGAUCCAUUCAGACCAACUGAAACCACAGGUUUCUCUCAAGUCUUUGCUCUGGUCUGAACAUGUCAGAUCAUGUCAUCAGAUAAACAUCAUUGGCCCGUGGCUGUGGUCACUGUUGGAAAUUACAGCACUCUUUAAAUUCAGGAAAUCCCAAAUUACAGGCAAAACAUACCCCGGUCAGCCACAACACUGAAACCAGCUGCCUAACAUUGUCUAUGUCCCCCUGGUGCUGCCGAACAGCUCUGACCCGUCAAGGCCUGGACUCCACAGACGCCUCCAGCUACAUCCCCUGAAACAAAAUCUACAAAUUCCAUUCUUAUAAAGUUUUCUCAUGUUGAACUGUCAGUGUGUCUUUUGACUAAGGCACAGAAUAUCCCUUUAAAAUGGCGGCAGCCCGCCAUGCCCCACAGUGUCAGGCCAGGUUUGAACCAAUAAUCAGUGAGAAGGAGGUGAUCAACAGUGAAACCUGUCUCAUUUCCAUGUUCUUGUGUGUAAACAUCGUUAUUCCAUUUAGCCUCUGAUACAGAAGUGGGUUUUAUUGUCCAGCGCCGUGUCCUCACACGGCACUGGCGCACUUUGUGGCUCCGUUUUUAUGCUCUGUUUUGUGAACUUGUAUCUCUUGAAAUUACUUACUGAUAGUUUCUAUGGACUGUGCGAUACAACAACUAUGAUUUGAUUUGAUUCCCAUCUUGUUCAACUAGGAGUUUCAUUUCAAAAACCAUGUUUAUCCAUCGUGGGCGAGGUUCCUCCCUGACCUCUGUCAUUCAUCAAAUAAGGUUGAUUGUGCUUUUUAUCAUCACACCAGCAAGUAUUUUGUCACAAUUGAAAAAAGUUAAAUCUCAUUCAGCAGUAAAACUCCGUUUAUUGCCUCAAUAGAUGUCAUUCUUCUGUUGUCAUGCAGCCGUGUUGCUGUCAACCGUCACUACUGUCAUGAAGACAGAUGUGUAAAUAUUUGUAAAAAAAAAAAAAAGUCAGAAGAGACCUUAUUUUAUGGAGGCUGAUGUAAGUUAAGUGCCUUUGUUUUUUAUCCUGGAAUGUUCUCUUUCUUGUAAACAAACAAACCUGAUGUAAUAAAAUGUUGAAACUGACCCAGAUGUUUCUGUGCCGCCGCUCAAAUCUCAGGAGGUCAUAACAAACACACACGGGAACUGUGUGACUUCCUCAUCCCUCCACUCAGUAGCCGCUCUGGAGGAGCUGCUGGUGACCAUUAACACACACGGAGAGACAAGGUUUUGUCGAGCUGAGUUCACGUUGUGAACUGUGGACUUUAUUCAGACAAUACUGACAGAGCUGUAAAACACGCAGCUGGUGAUGUCUAUUUACUGACAAUGGUAAAAGUAAACCACAGCAGCUCUGACAAACAACAAGAGACUGACACCAUUUGUUUGUCUGCUGCAGUGACACGUGUUUCCAAAUGGAAAUGUCAAAAGUUGUCUGUUAAUAAACUUUUAAUAGAUGAUCAUCAUCCAAGCUGCAGUCAUGAGCUCCAUGUGCAGGUGUUUUAGACUCUCCAGCAGAACCCACUCACAACUUUGCCUUUUACCCAUGUGAAUGGUUAAGCCUCACUACAGUGAGUCAGACAGGUCCAAGGAAUUGGUUGGGCCACGUGGUCUGGUGGUUAGGAGUCCUGGUUUUCCCCCGAGUCUUUUACUGCAUGUGAUAAUUCACACUCGGGGAGUAGAAAUGAAGGGACAGUCAUUACAGGAUGAUUAGUUAAAACAUUUCAAAAUACACCUGCACUUUUUUGCACUUUGUGACUUUCAGUCGAAUAAAACACUAUUUAUCCAGUCCUAUAUUUCGCCAUUGAAGAUUUCUUAAAAAGUCUUAAAACAUCGUCCCGUGACCCUAAAAACAAGUGAACGUUCAGACUGCGUGGGAGAAAACAUCCCGCCUUUGAAACUGUUUGAAA